AUGCAGUUAAAUAUACCUGUUGUUCUAACUCCAAGGGGAGCACCACCGACCACCCACCCACCACCAAAACUGACAGCCGAGCAAGCAACUUCUUUCUCUCCACCCCAUCGCUGGAUUGUUCCUUCCACUCUUGCCCAUCGUAUAAAACAGUAAGCAGCUGCUAAAAACAAAAAAAACAAAACAAAAAACAAAAAAAAAUUACAAAAAAAGUAAUAACAUUAUAUAUGAUGAACUGUGUUUCCUACUUGAUUAAAAAUAUAAAGAACUGAGUGUUUAUUUCCCUAAUUAACCAAGAACUUUUGUACACGUUUAAGCUAUUAUUAUUAUUAUUAAAAAAAAAGUGUUUGCAAAAAUGGUCAAGAUUAAAAUAUUGCUGAAUUAUAUUAAAAAGAGAAAAUGUCCUUUUCAUGUUGAGCUAACAUUUGACUUUAGCACAAAAAGAGAUAUUUUAGAACACGUAAAAUAAUAUUUUUAGUUUUUCUUCUCAUUUUGUUACCAAAUUUCAAAACCUUACAUGAAGGUUAUUAUAGUAUAUUUGACACCCUAUAUACCUGUGAUUAGAGAUGUGUAUAUAUAUAUGAGGGCUAGGCAUGCUGUGUGUCUGAGCUUUGUCUAAAUGUUAUGCAGAAGUCUGUAGAGUUAAAAGGUACGUAGGUUUAAUUCAUGCAAGGUAAACAAUAAGUGCUCUCUUUUAUACAAUAUGCAUUGCAUCUGGACCUUAAACAUAUAAAAUGGUCAGUGAAACUUCUGUGAACAUGAAGAAAAAUUAUUAAAAAGGCAUUUAAAUGAAAUUUGCUAACUUGUGAUUUUUAUGGUUUGAACCAAAGUUAUUCAAAUAGUUAAAAAGAGAAAGAGAAAGAGAGAGAGAGAGAUGAUCUCCCAUAUUUUUCUGCACCUAUUUGGUUUACAACUAAGUAGGUAUAUUGUCCUUAUUGUGUAUAUGAGAUGUACUUGUAUUGUUCAUAAUAUAUUUUUUUUAUGAUGUGUACUUAAAGUACUUCACGUGCAGCAAUUUCCAGUAAACCUGUUUUUGAAUAACAGGCGGUGAAGGUUUUUUGUUUCUUUUCCUGUGUGUGGCCACUAGCACUGUCCCUUUAACUUGUUUAAGUCUGAAUUGAAACUCCUGUUUUGUGCUAGUGCUAACUAAUUUAUAUAGGCCUGUCAUGGAAGUCAAUGCAACAUGAUUAUAGAGUAAUCCUACUGAGCCAUGGAUUUUGAAUUUCCUUUAAAAGUGAAAGCCAAGUUGGUGUGCUGUAAAAGAAAUUUUAAUGUAGCUGUGGUGCUAGUUAUUACUGGCUACAUACUUUAUACAUGUAGUAAGGAUACCCUGCCCCUCCCCCAACUGUGCAAGUUCCCCAACCCUUCAGUUAAAAGUAUGUACUUUGUGUGAUUAUAUCAGAACUGUAGGGUAUGAAAACAGUCUGUCAGAACACUAAUCUGUCAAGUAGUGUUCUCCAAAUUGCAAUUGUUUGUAGUAAUAUACUUUUACAGGUUUUUCUUUUAAAAUGUUUGUGUGCUUUUAAUUGACUAACUUCUUGCUGCUGUAUAGUAAAAUAUUAAUAUAUUUUUAUCAUUAAACUGCUGCAUGACUAUCAUCAUUGCAAGUGAAAAGAAUAUGUUAUAAAUGAUGCCUUAAAACAGUAGGAAAAAUAGUUGGAAUUCUGUAGAAACAGUCAACAAUAUAAGAAUCUGUGUGAUUCUUGAGAUCUGGAGUGUAUUCAUUUUCUUAACACCCUGACAAAUUUAACAAUUUAGAUUUAACUGCUGUAUGUUGAAGAUGCUACCAGUAGGAAAGAGACUUUCUAAGCUUCUCAUUGAUUGUAAGAGGUUGGGCCUAGGAAAGACAAAGAGAUUGUUCAAAGGAAAUGUAUUUUCUGUUUUCAUUAAAGUAUAAUUCCCUUUUUGGAGAUGCACUGUUAAGUGUCAAUAUAAAAUCUGUUUCCGUUGUAUCAUCCAUUUCCAGUUUAACAAUUUUGCUACUGGUGUCCAUAGAGCACCACAUGUGCAAUAAUGUUAUAGUGGUUAGAAAUUUUUGUUUUGAGAAUCACUGGAAUUUAUUACAUUACUUUCUAAGGUGCACUUUUCCAUAUAGCAAAAAUAAGCUCCCAUGGUGCGUAAUGUGAUAACUGAAAUGGUUUUUGACUGCAUGUAAACAUUGACUGGUAAGCCUUCUUUGUUUUAAUUGGAGAGUUUGAGCCGUUUAAUACUGCAUUUGAAUGGUGAAAGAAUUGCAUUCUCCAUGCUACAGGUAGUUAGGAAAGUUUUAAAUUGCUUAGAUUCUGCUAUUUGGUUGUCUCGGUUCUACUAUUCAUUAUAGUUUUAAAAGUUGCAAUACUGCAGAUUGGCAGAUUUUUUUAUUUUUUUAGCAAUAACUUGUGUAGGUCGGUGUACAGCAAAGUGUCUUUAUUCUCUUUGAAUUAAUAUAAACUUUGUUAAAGAGCAAAAUCCUUAUUCAGUUUUUGGCUGGACAUAAACAAUUGUCUUCAGAAGAGCUGAAAGUGUUUUGUCUCAUGAUAUGAAACUAUAUUCCAUUUUAUCCCACUAUUGUCUCUGAUAAAGGGUUAGUUUUGCAGGUUCAUAGAACAAAACAAGCACCUCUUUAAUUAAGAGGCCAAAGUGGAAUGCGCAUACAUAUUACAAGCAGUGACUCUCUCAAAUCACUUUUUACUCUCUGAAAACCUGUUGUCUGAUUCCAGCCAACAUGUAGAUUGGUUUAGUCAUUGGAAUCAAUAGAAUCAGCAUUUUGCCUAUUUCCUUUUUCUGAGAAUCAAAAUGCAUGAAAAGGAACUCUACUUGACCCACACAUUUGAGAAUCUUACCAUUGAUCUGAGUAGGUCAAGCUGAUGUGUGGGUUAUGCAGUUGUCCUGGUAUGGUCUGCUAAUUACCACAGUUUCAGCAGCAUUCUGCGUCCUAAGUCUCAACGUUGUGAUUUACAUGCACACUGUAGAUACUGUGCAUUGACUUGAUUCAUAGUCAUAAUAUGUUAUGUUGACUAUAAAUGACCUGGUUUUGGGUUUCACUUUUUCCAGUUGAGGUGCUCAGUUCUUUACCAUGGUUGUGCAGCUCACUGUUUACAAUGAGCAACAGUGAAAAGACCUUGUCUUAAGGUCAGGGGGUCAAAAAGAGAGAGAGAGGUAUAUUUGACCAUAUUUGGUGUUCCAAAAAACAGUAUGCUCAAAUGUGCCAAGCAAUCCACCUUUGGAAAACAUGCCUUAUUUUCCUUAAUGUUUUCAGUGUCUUGUAGGAAAGAUCCAAGCUCAUAAUGCUACUUUAUAUGAAGUGCAAGAAAACUUGAAAUCUACUGCAAUACAAACAUAGUCUGUUUUUGUUUUCCUUUCUAAGCUAAAGCGACACUGUCAAGUAACUUAACAUUUAAAACAUGACCUCCCUUUCAGGUGAUUACAGCAUGGCAAAUAAUGUCCUUACUUUGAGUCCACAUGUUUUUUUUUUAAUUGCUCUGUCUGAGAAAUUAAAUAAACACAUUAAAAAUUAGACACUGUUGAUUCAUGCCUCUUUAUUGUUUUAUGCUGUAAAAUGCAGUUUUCAGCCAGAGGGGGAGCUAAAGUAAUAAAAAUAAAAUAAUUGAAUAGGGAAGACAUUAUAGAAUUUGACUACCAGAAGAAAUGAGCAGGGAAUCCAGCAUUUACUAAACAAAUGAUUGAGGGUUGAGGUAAGAAUAUUUUCAAGUUCAAAGGCAAGCCUUGCAUACUGGUGGUGGGAAACUUGUGAAAAUGUAAACAUUUAACUGAAAAAUACUUGACAGUGUCACUUUUUAAAGUAUUCUUGCAGGAGUUGCAGCUUGCGCUAUGUAGGUCUCUUUGAGAAGUACUACAAAACAGAACCACCUUCUCAGAACUUUGUAAAAUGUAAUAGAUCUGUUUACUGUACAAAGAACUACCAUAUCAAGCAGCAAAGAAAGGUUAGAAGUGCCUGUCAUAUGCCAAUAACUUCUUUUGAAAACAAUUACAUAUUUGGCUUUCAAAACAGCACUGAAACCACAUCUUUGAUCAACCAUGUCCCUUUUAAGCUGUGCAUUCUGUUGUAUACUGUAGUUGGCUAACAAACAAAUGGGAUUUGUAUCCACUACUAUAUAUAUUCACUAAUAGUGUACAAUACGCACUCACACACAGAGAGAGAGACUAAAAGUAUAUAAUAUAUAUAUGCACUACUGAAUGUAUAUAUUAUUAUGGCUGUUAGUUUGCUAUCUACAUUUUGUUAAAAAGGCACUAACAAAUCCUACCUAUUCUGCAUGGAAAAAUAUACACCCUGACUUCUGAUAGGUUGGAAAUAAUAAAUAAUUCAAACAAUGGUGGGAAUACCCACAAUGGGCUCGCAGUAUUUUAUAAUUGUUUCCCAUUAAAAUACUAUUUUUAGCAGUUUUUAUUUAAUUUGUAAAAUAGUUUUUUACUUUGUACUGGCAUGCCUAAAUAGGUAGAUCUUUUUGAAGCCAACUGGUCAGUACAUUUGUAAUAAUAAUAAAAAGGCAAUGGAUCUGUUUUGCUUGUACUCACUUUUCAUUUAUUGCGUGUACUAAUGCCCAAGGUUUUAUAUGUGCCCUGAGAAACUGCAGCCAUUGAAAUGACAGAACAGGAGAUAAAUGAGAAAUAUUAACUGUACAUAUUGAAAUGCUUUUAAUGUCCAAGUUGCUUUGUGGCCUGUUUGUGACAUCCAUUCCAGACAUCCAAACAGUUGUUUGAAGCAUUGGGAAUAUGUGUCCCAUGUGCUCCUAACCUAUUAUGUGCCAGUUUCUCCAUUUCCAGGUUUCCUUUAGUUAGAGAUUCUAUGUAAUCUUAUUCAAAAGGCUAAAUAAUUAUGUUCAUAGUGCGGGUUGUAUGCCUGCUUAGAAGCCUUGUUUGAAGGUUGUCAUAAACCAUAGCCUGGUUUAGAUGCGCUAGCAAACUCUGGCUAGAAGAAACCUGGAAACAGAGAAAGGAAUCGAUAUGUGGUAAGAUGAGGAACAGGUGAGCACAUUCCUGAUUCUCCAAACCUUUUCUCUGUGCUAUAGAGGCCUUCCUGAAUUGGGGAAGUAGCAAUGAAUUGGAGUCCAUUUUUUAUUGAAUUUUAUUGCUGACCAUUUUUUUCUUCAAAGCUUUUUCUAGGCUGUUAUUCUGUGCACACUUGCCUAGGAGUAAGGCCCGCUGAACACAGUGGGGCUUGUUUCCAAGUAAGCACACAUAGGAUUGCAGUGUUAAACACGGAUUUGUUUAUUUAUUUGUUUUUAAUCAAGAUUUAACCAUCACUUAAGAAUUAUUGAUCAAAGACAACACUUGUCAAAGUGUUGAUUUUCAUGUUGUGAAUUACUUAGCAACAGGCAUUGUGUUCAGAGGAGCGAUUCAUGUCUAACCAGCUUAAAAUUAUGAAGGCUGAAAGUGAAAAAUUCUGGCAUUGAUAUAUACAAUGUGUAAAAUAUUCUUCAUAUGAGUAAUAGAAUGUGCUUGGCCCAUGCAUACCUUGAUUUCAAACUUAAAACAAUUUGAUUGGCGAAUCCAGAGGGCUAUUGCUUUAGAGGUCUGCCCAGAUGUUGGGCAAUGGGGACUUUGGCUUUUCUUCCCUGUGAACUGCAGACCCUGAGACAUAUUCCAAGGCACAAAUUACUCUGAAACUCAUGCCUGUUUCUAAAGAUGCUCACCAUGUAGCACAGAGAGCUGCUGUUCAAUAAAGUUGAGCAUUCCUGUAGCCAUUUAGACCUAGUUAUGUGGUUUAGAUCCUGAUCUUUGCCAUGAGCUUCAUUGAAAGGACUGCAAGCUUUGUAUAUUACAAAUUCUACCUUCUUGCUUUUACAAAGUUCAUCAGUCAUUUUAGGUGCCUGCAACCUUGGCCUCUUAAAAAAGAAUUUGUCUUCUACAAAUUUUAAAGCUUGUUUUAAUGUUAGCAUCUCUACCUGGUCAUUACUCUAAAGCAUUGAAGAGGCAGUAUAAAGGUGACCUCUGAAUAAUUCCUUUAAAAAUAACUGCAGAUGUAUGGGGGUAUCUUGCAAACCCUUUGAAGAGUUUUUAAAAUGGCCCCCCAAGAAUCCAGUGUUGUUCAUAAAGUUUCUAGUAUUUUUCAGUAUGCGCUCUUGUACAAUACAAAGCUUUAUCCCAUUUUGCAAAGUCUAAAACUAAUAUUUGCUGCAAAGGGGGGGGGGCUGAUUCUUGCCCUUUAGGGCACCACAUCUUUCAGUAGUGCAGUGCUAAACCAUAUGUAGAUUACCUGACUACUGGUAACAGAAUCUGUUCAUUUCAGUUUUUGAAGAUGAAUGCAUUUUGUUCUGUUUUUGACUCAAUAAACUGCCCUGUUAGUUUUGCAAAACAUUGAGGCUUUUUGGUGUAACUAUGUUCCUUGGGUAGUAUUUAGCAAAGUUUUGCUCAGGAUAGACCCAUUGUAAUUCAUGAACAUGUCUAUGGCAGGCCCACUAAUUUCAGUGGGUCUACUCUUGAGUUAAACUUAGUUGAAUCUCCCCCUUUAUUUUACAUUGUGAAAACAAGUCCAAAGGAGUUUAAGUGUGUCUUGAGUAGUGGUCACAGAAAUGUGUGUCCCUUCCCAGUUUGCUUCUUCCCAGUGUAUCUUCUGUUAUCAAAAUAUAGGUAGGAUCAAAUAUUUUGGUAAAGUGUACCACAUAUGCCAUAUCUCAUACGGCUUUCCAUUUCUCCACAUGUGACAACUGUAGUGGUUAGCUUUGAUGCUAAUUUUAAACACAUUGAAUGUGGAGUUGCCCUUGACGAUGGCAUGGAAGCUGCAGCUUGUGCAAAGUGCUGUUGUUUAUCCCUUGGUGAAUGUUUGGAAGAUGGGUACAUGUUAUACUAGUCCUGCGACAAUUGUACUGAUUAUGGUUGCUUCCAGACCCACAGAAAAGUGCUGGUGCUUUAUUUUUCAUAGGCCUUCUCAUCCGGCAACCCAGGUAUCUUCAGACUUCCUUGGCCUAUAGAGAGACCAUCACACUGUCUUUGCUCGGGAAACCAGUCUCUGCCCUGUGCAAUGUCAGGCUCUUUGCUACACUUGCCCAUGUUUAGAUCUUCUAGAUCAGGGGUUGUCAACCUGGUCCCUACCGCCCACUAGUGGGCGUUUCAGGAUUCUAGGUGGGCAGUAGGGGGUUCUACGGCACAAGCGGAAUCCUCCUUCCAUUGAGCACUGGUGGGCGGUAAGGAAAUUUUACCAUCAAGAAAGAUGCAUUAGUGGGCGGUAGGUAUAAAAAGGUUGACUUCCCCUGCUCUAGAGGGUGUUUAGCCUUUCAGAAAAAGUUGGAACUUUGUUUCAGUUUUUAUUUGGCAAAACUGACUGAGUUUCUUUGCUGACUAAUUAAAAAAAACAACCAGCUGCUCUGUUUAACUUCUUUUAAAGAUAAAGUUUGCUUAUAUAUCACUUUGAAUGCUAGAAAAGCAGCAUAUAAAUGCUUUAAAUAAAUAGUUUUGCUGUUGAAAUGUUGCUUUAUUAGGUUAGUAUAUAUUUAUUUUUCAUUAGAAGUUGCUGUUUAAAGUUCACUCUAGCAGCACACGUUUUUUCCAUUAAGUUCCUCCCACAAAACAACCUCCUUUGAGAGGUAAACUUUAUAACAAUGGCAUUUAUAAUUUUGUUUAAGUAGAUGAAAAGUUGCAAUUUUUCUAACAACCCAAAGGGGUUUUUGUAACAAACAUCCUUAAUGGCAUUUGUUUCUGAGAGCUUGUGUGUUGGUACCAUAUUUAACUUGAAUAUGAAUAAUUAGCUUCUUGGGGGAGGAUCUAAAGUAACUGAAAGCAUAUAUGCAAAACACUCUUUUGUCAGACUUGGAAACAGCAGAAGUGAAAAGUGAAAGUAUAAUUUUAUGUGUAUCCCUGUUAACUGAACUAUAUAGAGUUCAGAUGGAUCAAUGGCCUUGCUUAGACUAUGGUGGGCCUUUAUCAAUAACUGCUAUAUAACUAAAGCUGAUUUAGUCUUAUUGUAACUACUGUAAUGAUUUGGAACAAAUGUGGUUUCAAGAAAAAUAGUCAACCUAACCUGGGUUGUAGAUUGGGUUGUAAUUUGGCUAUCUUGAAUUUCAAACGUUCAUAUUUUUAGGCUUAGGUCAUGAGGAUAUUCAUAGUUUUCAUAGUUCUAGGCUCCUUAAGAAACCAAUAACUCUGCCCAAUUUUCACCCCAAAAUCCACUUUGUGGAUUUGUAAGUCAGGCAAACAAACAUUGAUUUCCCCAUAGAGGUGGCUUGAGCUUCUUGGAGCUUCUUGUAUUUACUGGACACUAGAGAUACUGAAUGCAGAGGAUAUUUAUACCGGUGAACUUACUCAAGGAUUUGCCUUAGUUUGACAAACGUCGUCCAUUCUAAAAUAGUGUGCUGAAUGCAAAUCAAAUUAUGUUUCUUCCUAUAUACAUAAAAAUGUAAGGCUGCCAUUGUAUGGCCCUCAUUGUAGUACCACGUCACAGUCCUGGAUUUGAAGGAAGUCAGGGGAGAGGAGCAAAAGGGAAGGCAUGUUGCACGACACCAGUGGCCAUGGCUUGGGAGUAAGAAUGGAGAGACACUGACAAGGGGAAAGUAUGAGUAAAGCAGGGAUGGAGGAAACAGUGGCAGAAGCUUGUGUGAAGCACCUUUCAUGCGAUGCAAUAUCUGAGGGCUCUGCAUCAUUGGAGGGAAAACUAAGGGGGGGGCAGCCAAUGUAAACAACGCCAGGGCUUGGCAGGGGCGAUACUGGUGAGGUCUGAGUACAGUGAGAAAGGAGUUUGGAAAGGCUCUGUUAUGAUAACUUUUGGUGUUAGCGCCUGUGUUGUACCUAUCUCUACUGUUUCUCCUUGUUAAACUUUUUAUUUAAAACAGCAACAACCCCUCAGUCUCCCUCCUCCCCUGCUUUACUCAAACUUGUGCCUGUUCUUUGAGUACAGGGAGAAAGAAAACAAUGGCUGUUUUAAAAUUCUCCCUUCUCCAGUCCUCAACUGUCUCAUGUGAGAGAGAGAAUGGAUGUGGAGCCCUCAAACAUUCCAUGGUACCUUCUCAUCAUUGCAUUUCACCUCCUGGUACACUGUGCUGUCUUCAGGAUGAAGUACCAGAUUCUAUGUAGUACUUUAGAAGAUAUUUUAUUAGCAAGCAGACACAUAUGCAGGCGACUCCUCGCUUACACAGGGGUUAUGUUCUGGGCUCCUGCACAGAUAAGUGAAAUUGUGUAAAGCAGGGAGCACUCUCUAAACCCCCUCUCUGCCGCUCUCCAAUCCAACCAAAAAUACUGUAUCCAAAAAUAUUGACAACUAGAAUUGAAGCUCUGGGGCCGGCAGGACGCUAGAGGAUGGUGGGAAAACAAAGGAGGCUUUGCUCCCCCGCCAAAGCCCUGCCUGCACCUCCAGUCUCUUCAGUGUGUCCUCCGUCCCCACUGACGCUCUCUUUGGGUCUCCUUGCAAGCCAUGAGGACUCUCCAGCUCUCUCCUGCCAUUACUGGUUUUGAAUUGAAUUAUCUAAUCAUUUCCUGGCACCACACAUAUGUGCAGUUGAGCACAAGUAGAACAAGUGUGAGUGGGGAGUCGCCUGUAUGUACAACAUCCAUCAGCCGAACUUAACAUGCUCUAACUGAAUAAGCUAACUGACAGCCUUGCUCUUAGGAUUCUAUUCAUCUUACAGGAUCAUUUAUCAGCAUGAGGUGUGCAGGCAAAGGAAGCUGCAGAAUUGGGAGAGAGGAGGAGGCCUGAAAGGGAGAAAGCUCUGUGUGCAAGAGAGAACUGAAAAAAGGAGAAGGGUGAAAGUGUUUUGUAUGUGCAAAGGGAGCAGAAGAGCACAACUGGAGAGGUGGCGGCAUGUCGGACUAACGUUGGGGGCAGGAUCAAUGUUAGGGGGAGCAGAACUGAGCUAUCUGCGACACAGUAGAUGGAAAUGGGUGUUCUUUGUGUGCAAGGGAGAGUUGAGAAAAGUAAGGAGGGUGGAAGAAAAAAGGGAGUGAAGGUAAAAAUGGAAUGGGGUUGAAGAAGAGAGCAGGGAGAUGAAAGGGUCUGGGGAAUAGGAGGGGUUGGCAGCUUCAUAGUUGGGUAGAAUGUGCAAAGGGUACUGCAUAGUUGCCAUGUGUGAGAGGAGGAAGAUGCAGGAGGUGGCCUUGAGGGUGGUUUGUGUGCAGGGGGGGAGGGGUUACACAAAAGGAGGGGCAGUGUAGAGGUGAAGCUGAAAACAGGUGCAUAGUAGGACUGCGGAACAAGAGAAGUGCUUUCAGAAAUGGGCUUGGGAAGGCAAAAGUGAACUUAGUUGCAUGGCGUGGGAGGGGAAAGCUUUUAGAGGUUUAGGGGGGAAUGGCCAUGCAGAGAGAGCAGGGGCACAGACCCUAAAUAUUUUUGUCAGUAGGUAUUAAUAUGUUAGUUUAGCCUAGGCUUGAUAGAUUUAUGCAACUCUUCUUAAAAUGAGUUUUGUGUUUUUGUCAGUUGCUGCUUUAGGGGCGAUCUUUCCAAGUUUACUAACUGCAAAAGUCCUACAAUCUCUGGUCAUAAAAGCUUCAAACUGAAUUGCAUAGUAACUUGUAGAAUACAGUGGUACCUUGGGUUAAGUACUUAAUUCAUUCCGGGGGUCCGUUCUUAACCUAAAACUGUUCUUAACCUGAAGCACCACUUUAGCUAAUGGGGCCUCCUGCUGCCGCUGCGCCGCCAGAGCAAGAUUUCUGUUCUUAUCCUGAAGCAAAGUUCUUAACCUGAAGCACUAUUUCUGGGUUAGCGGAGUCUGUAACCUGAAGCGUAUAUAACCCGAGGUACCACUGUAGUUGGAUAUUUCAGUUUGUGUGUGUUACUUAGCAUAUCACGUCUGCAGACUGCAAGACUCUGGGCAAAGUCUUGGUUUGCUUUUGCUGUUAUACAAUUUCUGAUGAUAUUAUAUAGUGCUUAGAUUGAUGAGCUUUAGCAAUACAAAGUAUGAAAAUUCUGUUCUUUAAAGAAUUGAGAAAAUUUGUAUAUCAGUACAAAAUCAAGGAGUAGCUACCUCUUUGAGAAAAAAUUAGUCAAGAAUGGUGGAGUAAGAGCAGUUUUUUGCUUGGUUUUUAAAUGCUUUGAGGUUCAGGAAUCCCAUAUUUUUCUGACCAUUUCUAUGCCCACCUAAAAACAUGGUUUAAAUUUCCCUCCUUUUGGAAUCUUAGAUUAUGUAAAAAAUUUCAAGAAUAUUGCAGCAGGUUCCUCUUCUGUGGUUUGGUGAAUUACAAGGUUCCAAAACAUAUAUUUCUUAAAUGUCAGGUUUUGAAUGAAACAAUUAUUCAUAGGUGUGUUUCACUGAUAAUAUAAUUUUUAUAGUCUCAUCCUAACUAUGUUUUUUGGAAGUAAGCCCCACCCCACCCCACUGAGCUUUAUGAAAAUAACUUCCUAUUUUUCCUAUUAAUGGUGCUAAGAAGCAGUGAAAUUUUUGAAUACUAGACCCCAGGUAUUUAAGAGGAGGAAGUUAUUGUGCCAGUUCAAAAGUCCAAUUUUGCAUGGAAGUUUAGAUGAACAGCAAGAAUGCAGCCCCCCUCCCUGUUUAUGCACAUUCAGUAUGUGUGUGGCUGCGCAUACGUGCAUUGUGCCAAAUGGCAAAAAAUGCUCCUAAAAGAGUCCAGAAAGGUCAGAAAGGUGUGAAAACUGUACCUAUCAAUCCCACAAGCCCUUGCACCAACUGUUGAGACCUGUGCAGAGUUGGAGUUUGAGCAAGGAGGUUUGGAGGGAGCAGUUGUGGUGGAGUUUGACGGAAUUUAACGUCUGGUAAGUGCUGCUGGUUUUUUAAGGUGUUUUCAAGGAUUUCCAGAGGUUUAGAGGUUUCUUCAGGCUUUGCCAAUGGUGUUUCAAAUAUACACAGUUUCACAUAUAUGCGUGGUGCCUCGGAACAUAACGCCCAUAAAUGGGGGGUUACCCAUACUACUAAUGUUUCUGUAAGUGUCCAUCAUCUUGUAUCUGGAGGUAUAUGGAAUCAGAACUUAAAAGGCAGACUUUUCCUGUCCAAGUACCGUAUAUUCAUUACUUUAACUUGUGAGGCUGGCAAAAGAAGAGAAUCUAGAAGAGAAAAUGGUCAGAGAAGGGAAAAUGUGCUUUAAUGGGAAGCUGGUGAGCUUCCUUGAAAAGAAAAGAAAAUGUUUGGGAUGGCGGCUUGCAUUACUUUUAAAAGCAAUCAAUAAGAUACAUGCAAAUUCCACUAUAAAUGCUAUGAAGAUGCUAACAAGUAGUUCAAAGAUAAGCCAUUAUUUCCGAGGAAAUAAAACUUCACCAUAGACAUGGCCUUUGAAGGAUGUGGUUCAGAGCAGGCCUUUUUAGACAUCCAUGUAUAUAGUAGGGAAAGAAGCUGCCAGCACCUUCUUGGCCUUCCAUUAGUGCUAAGAUCAUAUGGAUUCCUCUGACUUCCUUUCAGUUGGAUCAAUUUGGAAAUGAGACGACAUUUAUUCUAAUUUCUGGUGACAAAUCAGGAUGUCCAUCAAUUGUGUUGAUAUUCUUGGUUACAUGGUAGGCUGUGUAGUUUCUAUAGUAGGGAAAUAUCAAGGCUGUUUUGACCAAUUUUGAAACAGCUUGCUUUUGAGUGGGGCUAAUUUACUACUCAUGGCAUUGUGCACAAGAAACAACUGUUUAAGUCAGUAUGCAAAAAAGAAUGAGCAUGGUGCACUUGUCAGAUUACUAGUGUAUAUGUUUGGUGUUGUUUUCUUUUUUAACCAAGAUUAGUGUCAUGAAACUACCAGCUGGCAUUACAGAGCUAAAUCAGGUGAUACUCAAAUCCUUGCACUGAGGCAGAACCCAGAGUACUCCAGACACAGUUAUGAACUGAGAACGGGACUGUGGAAGUGGGGACUUGUAUUGUGCCCAUAGAUCUCUGGUGUGAGGGGAUAACUUUUGUAGUUUAAGGUUAAUUAACUUUCUGACACUCUGAUCCCAAAUGCUGGCAUUGCCACGACUUGUUUUUGGCACGCAAUAGAAAGAAGGCUAAGGUUUUUAUAUAUUAUAACCGUCUGACUCUGGUGCUGCAGAAACAUCUUGGCAAUGUCUGUAUAAUACCCUGGGUUGCAGAAGUUGUGAUGUAGUCCCACAGUCAGUAUGGCAGAGGUAAGGUUUAUGUUUUUAACAUAGCAGUUUGAACCAUAGUGUAGCUCACGGUGUAGGCAUUUAUCAGGACCAGGCAGAAUAACUUUUGGUUCUCCUUUUUGGAAAUGUGCCAUUACCAGCCAGCUUCAGUCUCCUGCCAACAGCAUCCAGGAGCUCUGCCUUUGGGGGCAAAUCUUAGGAAAUGAUUACUUGGGUUGGGGGCAGGGCCUGCACACAAGCUUAAUGGCAGCUUCAUGCCAACUCUCCUCAAGUCAUGAGACAAUAAGCACAAUGGGUGAUGGCUUUUGCAGUAUGAAAACAAAAAGUAAAGUAAAUAGAGUUUGGAGACAGAUGCUUCAAACUGCUGGCUCAUGCCUUAAAGAAGAAAAAGCCCAGAAGCUUAGUAACAGACGUUAGGGAAAAGUGUGUUGUGAAGCUAAGACAGAGGAGGUAUCAAAUUCUAUGCUGCCCUCUACUCCUUGGACAAUGCUUAGGUGCAUAAAUGCAUAGAUGCAUAAAUCCAUAAAUGCUUAUUUGUUGAGGGUACACCUCAGAGUUCUGUCAGGUGAGCAGAGAAAGUUCUUGAACCAGCCUAUAACAGAAAUGGAAGUCAAUGAAGGUGUAAAAUGAUGAAAGAACAGAAAUUGCCCGGGUUUGAAUGGUUUCAGUGGUGGGCUUCUAUGAGACCUUCUGAGCUGAGCUGACCUCAUGGCUGACCAAGCUGCUCAGUAAGAUUCUUGAGUGGGCUACCAUACCAGACAUGGGUAAGCAAUCUAAAAUUGUGGUUCUCUUGAAGCCUAGUCAGUGGCCCUUGUGGCCUUUUACCAUCCCAUAGCACUGAUAAACCAAGAUGACAAAUUGCUAUCAGCAGUGAUGGUCCUCAAACUGAAUGUUUUCAUCAGUGACUAUAUUUCCCCUGAUGAAACUUGUUUUAUCCCUAGGUAGAAUAUAGCAGACUCCAUCAGAAUGGUGCUGAAUGUGGUUAUACAGAAUCCCAGCAGUACUGUUCUCAGUGGAUAUCAUUAAGGUAUUAGAUCGUAUUGAAUGGACAAGGGGGUUUGGCGAUAAAUGUAUCUGUUCAAUCCAACAGCUCUAUUCAGUCACAACAGCAACAAUUCGAAUGAAUGGGCCUGUCUUCCCUGGUGUAAAUCCCCAUAGGGCACUAAGCAGGGGUACCCGCUGUCACCCCUAUUGUUUGCCUUGUUGACUGAAGUUUAGCCAAAUCAGCAAAGGUGCCUGUGACAAAGGAGGUUUAGUGUUGGCAAAAUUAAUUGGUUACAACAAUUGAAGCAAAUAGUUCACAUUUUUAGAGGGUCAAAGGUUGUCCCAUGGGUACCCUUACCCUUUCCUGAUUUGCUUUGUGCAGCAUGGGGAACCCAUUCCUGAAUGUAUACUAAAGGUUUGGAAGCACUGGGCCGGGUUUCUGCCCCCCACCCAGCCAUCCCCUAUUAUCAUUUUCCUACUUCAUCCUGCAUUCUGGAAUAGGGAUAAAGAUAUGCAUUAUAGAGGAUGGGAAGUCAGGGGUCUAUUUUGAGUUCAGGAUAUCAUAUAGAUUUGGAGUAGAAUCUCAGAAAUAUAAUCUCUGAUCUGAUGCCGGCUCUUCUGUCACUAGAGAGUGCAGAAUUUAUUUAAUAGUACAUAAGGCUCUGGUGCCUGUGCUGCAAGCGGCUGCCCAUAUGGAAGUAGUGAAACACUGGAAGACAGCAGCAGCAGGGUUCAUUGUGGCUGGACAGGAUCUGGGAGAUUGUUUGCGCGCGCUCUCUCUCUCUCUUUCUCCCCCCUUCCCUCCCUCCCUCCUAACUUAGAUGAGUGUGCUGUAGUCCAUGCAAAUUAGGUUUGCUGUAGUGUUUCUCUAAGGAAGACAAUUAUCCAUGUCUUGCCAACUACUGUCAGGGCUGUAGAUCUUCAACAAAGCAAUAACUUGCCAGUGAAGUUAACUCAUUAUUCGAGGAAAGAAGCACAGCUCGGGCCUAGCAUUCUCAGAAACUCUUUCCAGGAAGUCUUGCCCUGAUGAAGCCGUUGUGAGGGCGGAAGGUGAGCCUUCCCAGUGCUCAGUAGGACUCCUCCUCUUCUGGGUCUUUCCCACACUGUCUCAGGUGGUUUCUGUGCGCAACCACCCUCUGCUCUGCCCAUUUUGUUGAGUUCUAGGUGAGUUCUAGGAGACAAGGGAGGAGGGGAGCUGGUUGCAGCAGGAGGGGGGGACUCCCUGGAUUCUUCAGCAGCCUGUCUCAACUUUGCCUCUUGACCACCCUCCCCUCCGGCUUCUGCUUCAGCCUCAAAGUGCAAACUGCUCUCUGCCGUAGCCUCUUCCUGUUCACUAAAGCCUGCUGCCUCUUCUGCAGAUGAUGCCUCCUUCCAGUCUGCUGCUUCUCCCUGUGAACACUCAUUGUCACCCCACCACUAAUUUCCUAGGCUUGGUUCUCCAGGGGGUUCCCCAACUGAUGCCUCCUACCACUCCUUUGCAUCCAGCCAGUCCAUGGCAGCUACUAAGUGUGUUGUAAAGUCUUGUAUCUUAUCUGCAUGGCACUUAAGCUUUUGACUUUGUAAUACUGCUCUUUAUGUUACAAUGCUGUGUGAUAGUUUGUGUGAUGAAGCUUAUAGUUCCCUGUUUUAGUCAUGAAUAGAUAGUUUUCAAACAUUCUUGUUAUUUCAGAGACUGCCUUCCAACUUAUUGUGGCCCCAUACAAUAGCCAGAUGGGUGGGGUAUAAAUAAUAAUAUUGUUAUUCUUAUAUAGGCAGACAGUGCAGAUGCUUAAGAAAGGUGUAAUGUGCUGAUGAUGGUAACCUCUCAGCAGGAUUUUGGCUAACUGGAGCUUCCAGCCCAUCCUCAAGGGCAGUCUCAAAUAGAGUGCAUUCCAGUAAUCACAUCUCAAGUUUACCAGCGUAUGGACCACCAUGGCCAGAUUAUCCCUGUUGAGCAAUGGUCAUAGCUGGUAUACCAGCCAAACCUGGUAGAAGAUACUUUCAGCUACUGAAGCUACAUGAGUCUCUAGUGGCAAAGAUGAAUCAACUGCAAGGCUGCUCCUUCAAAAAGUUUGUGACCCUAUCCUGAACAGGCAAAUAGGCAAUUUCCUGGAUCCAGGAGCAACUUACACACAAUUCCUCCAUCUUGCCGGGAUUUAAUCUCAUUCUUUUGACCCUCUCCCAGCCUACCACUUCAUCCAGAUACUGGCUCAGGAAUUGCAUGCCCACUCCUGAUUCAGAUGCUAUAGAGUACUAGAACAGAGUGUUUCCAACAUACUGAAAGAUUUGAUGCUCUAAAUCUCCUAAUGACCAUGCCAUGAGGCUUCAUAUAGAUGUUAUAUAUGGGGACUAACAACUAGUCGCCCAGUGCUGCUCUUCAGAACUGGUCCUGCGAAUAGGAGUGGAACCACUGAAAAAGAGUGCCUCUGAUCCAGGCAGAUACCAUGGUUGAUAAUAUGAAAAGCUGCUAGGAGAUCAAGUGUAGCAGAGUCACACUCCCCCAGACCAUUUCUCAAUAAAUGUGAUCCAGCUGGGUGACCAGGACUGAUUUGAUGCCAAAGCUAGGUUGGAACCAGAUUGGCAAGGGUCAAGAUAAUCAGUUGCCUCCAAAAGUGCCUGUUGUUGAUCCACCACUACCUUCUCAAGCAAUUUCCACAGGAUGGGGAUAUUUGUGAUCAGACAGAAGUCAUAUACUUUUGGAUCCAGGGUUGAGUGGAUCUGCUUCUUUGAAGUGGCCAUGCUACUGCGUUCUUCAGGGCGGUAGGCACCAGUCCCUCAUUUAACAGCACAUUAGCACACCCUGAACCUAUAAGGUAGCUCCACUUAAGCAAGAUGGGCAAGAGUUGCGAGGUUAAGUUGCUGGACACAUUGUCACCAGGCUGCUGUAACAGAAACUGAUCCCACAACACUUGCUCAGUUGGCGCAUUACACAUCUCAACAACUAAAAUAAGAGAAGCAUCAAGGGUGCUACAGAUGCAAGCAACUUUCUUCAAGUGCCUUAGAAAUAAUUCUCAGCAGGUUACAAAGGACUUUAUUGCUCCAUCCAUAGGGGCAGGUAAUAGCCCCCCGGCUGCUCUGCAAAGCUCAACUGGAUGACUACAUGGGGAUGUAGUGGAAGCAAAAUAAGCCGAAUUUGCUUUCCUUGCUGCCAUGCAAUAGGUGCAACUAUGUGCUCUCACUCCAGUUUGAUCAACUUCAGAUCAUUCAUGUCUUGUGCCAUUUCCUCUCUAGCCAUCUUCUGGAUCAUUUUAAUUUGUGAAGUUCCCCAGAAUACCAGGGAGGCUGCUCAGAAGCGACCAUGUCAAUAGCUCAUUCACAAAUCCUCAUUUCAGGGGGGUAGUAGGUCAUUGACAGGAUCACCAGCUCUGUCUACAGUAGUACGUCAGGUUAAGUACUUAAUUCGUUCUGGAGGUCUGUUCUUAACCUCAAACUGUUCUUAACCUGAAGCACCACUUUAGCUAAUGGGGCCUCCAGCUGCCGCCGUGCUGCUGCUGCUGCACAAUUUCUGUUCUCAUCCUAAAGCAAAGUUCUUCACCCGAGGUAAUAUUUCUGGGUUAGCGGAGUCUGUAACCUGAAGCGUCUGUAACCUGAGGUACCACUGUACAGGAAAAGUCCCCUAGAACAUAACUACAACUCCCAUGAGCCCAACUAGCAGGCUGUAGUCAAGCAACAUGGGGAGGCUAAUCCUGCUUCAUAGCAUUCAGGAAUUCUCAGAUGCCAUACAUUUUCAGGAACAAACUAUGUGAUUAGGUCUUUUAGCCAUGCAGGGAGGGAUACCAAAAGUUCACCAGGAGGUGGUCUGGCCAAGGUAACGGGGUGGUUUGGAACCCCCACCACAGUUUUCCAAUCACCCAUCACAUUGCCUGGAGCAAUGACUAAUUUGGGGUUGAGACCUGAAUUUAUGCACAAUUGAAUUAAACUACUGUAUAGGGGCUCAGAUAUUUUUUUGGGGGGGGGAGGCUAAAUUUAAAAAACAAUAAUUAAGAUUAUUAGUUUUUAUAGAAUCAUAGAAUCUUAGGGUUUCACCAACAUUUGGAAAAAAAUGUCCAGUGUUUUGGGAUGCAUGUGGCUUGUAUUUUGCACGGACCUCUGAGAAGGUGCACAGCAUCAAUUUUGCAUUCUGUACAUGAAAGCACAUCUUCCCACCAUCUCACUCUGUAGGAGUCGGGACGGGUUUUCCUCUCCCUGCAGCAAUCUUUCCAAUUGCAGCACUUUCCUCCUGCGAGGUAAAAGUAACAACUACCAUUAACUUAUAUGGAACCAAGUAAAGGGACUCACACCUUCUCGCAUCCCCAGUUACUGAGAAUCCAGCCUCCUCCUGUGAACAGCGGUCCUAUUCUGUGUUGUAUUUCUUGGCCACUAGAGUGUGGUAGAAUGUUGGAGACUGGCCUUCAUAUGGUUCGGGAGGUUCUUUAACAAACUAUUUAUGGGCUGGAAGGAGCCGUCAUCUCUUAGGGAGAGCUCAGUUUUCAGGGGCACAAUAGCUUCCCAGGUGAGAGACGGAUGAAUCCCUACAAUGCUUCUAGAUAGAGGUCUUCUUGUUAUUAUUUGUAAUAAUAUUUUAUUGAAAUAAUUUCAAUUAUAAAUAAAUUAAGUGAUAUGGAGGGGGGAAGGGGGGAAGUGAGAAAAAAAGAACAAAGAUGUGUAAUAUACACACACACACACACACACACAAAUUCAGUGUAAUAUUCUGCCAUACAUUCUUAUAUGAAGUGAUAUAGUGUUAUUAUUCUAAUACAUAUAUUGCUAUUAAUAGCCUACUACAUUCUGUAUAAACUCAUUCCAAAUGUUGUCAUAUUUAUCCAAGCAAAGCCUAUUUCUGUAAGCAGUUCAUAAGUUGUGAGUGUUGUCAUAUUGUCAAUCCAUUGAUUAAAGGGUAUCGUAACUUGAUUCUUCCAAUUCAUCUGUAUCAAUCUCUUGGCCACAAUUAGGGUGCGUAGAGUCCAUUUUCGUUGUCCCAUUGUUAAUUUCCAUACCAUAGGCUUAUAGUUCAAAAUAAUGUUCUCUGAAAGUUUUAACCUUUUCUGCACAAUCAUAGUUACACACUCCAGUACUUUCUCCCAAAACUUAGUAAGUACAGAACACUGUACAAACAUACAAACACUUUCCCACUGUCUGGGUAGUAUUGGAAGUUUCAAUGCUUUAUUCCAAUCAUUUCUUAAAGUCUGCAUAUUGGAACUUAUUUAUUGCCAAUACAUAUUUCUAAAAAGUAAUCAUUGGCUUUCUAGUUUUGAAUGAGCCAUCCAAUUGCUCCAGUAUUUCAGGUAUCUCGGAAGCAGAGAGGGCUGCCAGCCCAAACACCCUUGUUAAGAGAUGUUGUAAUGGAAUAUAUUGCCAUUGGGCUGCAUCUGAUAGAUGAUAUUUUUGUCUUAAAAUAGCAUAGGUAUAAAAUUAAUCUUCGUCAUCUAUCAGUUGGUCCAAAGUCAAUACACCUGCUUCCAUCCAAUUUUUCAAUGUUGCCGUAUUUUUUGCAAUUUUUAGAAUAGGGUUUCCCCACAAAGUAAGUUUGGCAUGUGAGAAUGGAUCAAUAUUCCCCCCCCCCCAUAUAUUUUAUAUCCUUCUAACUGACUUAGUUGUUGCUGGAGUCAGCUGAUAUUUCAAAUAUUUUGAUCCUAGUAUUGUCCAACCAACCAAAGGUGCUGUCUGUGUAUAUUCUAGGGUUGCCUAUGUCAGAAAAUUAAAACCCAACAGUAGGUUUCCAAUAUUUAAUAUUUGAUGGUAAAUAAGCAUAAUGAUAUAAUUCCAAAUUCAGAAUUUAUAACUGCAUUCUCUGCAAGAAUGUUCUCGGGGUUGUUGAGCCUCAAAGACGUUUCCUAAACAGCGAGUUUUAUCUUUUGAAGGUAUGAUCCAGAUAUAAAAACUGGAAGUCCUCUCUGAAUAUAAAUAAAUCUGGCAGUAAUAUUCAUUUUGAGAACAUUCACCUUUCCCCAAAGGGUAGGGUUCAGCCACUCCCACCUAUCAAUAUCUGAAGAAACCUUUUUUAUUAAUUUAUUUCUAUUAACUGUGACUAACCAUUGUAUAUCUUUUGGUAUUAACAUAACUAGAUAUUUAAUAGACUUGGAACUAAUCCAUUGAUAUACCUUGAAUGAAUGUGUAAUCAGAUUUUUGACCUAUUGGCAUCAGUUCCAGUUUGGACCAAUUAACAGAAUAACCAGAUAUUUUACCAAAAACAUCAAGAUGGGAAUACUAGUCUGAGGUUCUGAAAUAAACGAAAUAAUAUAAUCUGCAAAUAAAACUAAUUUGUAUUCAACUGAAUUAUGAGUUGUAUGUAUAUACAUUUUAUGUAUAUAACAUGAACAGAAUUAGGCUUCUUUAAAGAAAAACAUUACUUCUUUAUUAAGUUUCAUAUUUAUUUCUUGUAUAUCAUAAUAAAAGUGAAUUUUCAAAAUCAUAACUGGACAUUCUGGAAUUGGGACAGAAAGAAUUGUCUCUGUCUCAAGCAUUAUUCAGAAUGGUUAAGUUCUCUUGAAGAUGUCUGGAAAAUUUAGGUGUGCAGAGUCCCACUAUGAGCAGAUGGCUUCUGGUUUGAGGCAAUUACCGGUACUUUCCCAAAAGAAUUCAGGCAUGGUAACCUUCAUCAGAGCCUCUCAUCUCUCUAGCAGUUUUAAAGAAUAAGAAUAUGAACAAUUUUUCUACUCCACAUAAACCAAUAUUUACCAGUAAUCUUAUGUUUCUAUUUUUGUUUUUUUGGCAGACGUUUACCAGUAAAUAUCGGUUUAUUCCUGAAACCAGAAGCCCUAAACAUAUCUUUGUUUAUAAGGUCAGUCUUCAUUUCCUGUUUCUGUCCUCCCCCACUGACUUACAAAUUCUAUCGCCUUCAAGGUAAUGACAAGCAUGUCGUAUUCUGUCUUCUGUUGUACUUGCAGCACUUUUCAAAUAACUUUGCUAGUCUGUAUGAACCUAAAUCACGAGUGGGAUUUUAGCUAGCGAGUCCCGUCAACAAAAGUCCACACAAGGACUUCCACUAAUGCAACAGGACUUCCCCCCUCCCCCUGCACUCCCCCAAAUUUGCUCGGGGGGCAGGAGAACCCCCAGAAUAGUGUGCAGAAAUGCUUGCAAUGGCAAAGCUAUAUGCUUAGCACUACAUUGAAUUCCUACUUUAAACUUUUAGGAUAUAUUUUUUAAACAUAGAAAAUUUACACUGGGAUAACUUUAGUAAAGAAGCCUGGCACAUAUUUUACAGAAAUUUAAUUGUUUCCAUGCAGAUGCUUUAGAUCUUUAUAACUGAGAGCUUGCACAAGAACCAGUUUCUUCUUCAGCAAAGGAUGUAGAAUAUGGAAGCAUGUCUAGAUUUUUGGAGGAAAAUGUAAAAAUGAAACACCAGACUGAAAGCAAGUUAGAAAUAUGUUUUAAAUUCCAGAAUACAGACUUAAAGUCUCUUUUCCAAAACGAAAUUCUUUUAAAAAUAAAAGUAGGAUUUUAACACUAGUCAGCAUUGUACAACCUUCUGCUAUGACUUGAAGCUGAGGGUCAGAGAAGCAGGCUGCUGCUCACAAUAAUAUAAUAAUGCAUGUAAUUUAGCUUCAGUUGUGUUAAUGGUGCAAGUGUCCAUUCUUUCUAAGGAAGUCUCUAAUAUAUAUGCAUACAUACUUUCAGAAUCACCUUGCAAAACAAGAUAACCUCCACACUCAGAGGGGCUGUGAAAUCAUGCACCCGUAUCUCCAUGUGCUUGCAUUCUUUCCUAAAUUUUGUGUGCGCGUAGAGAGAGAGCCCCGUGCAUGUGGGAGCAGGAAUCUUGGUCAUUCUGUGUAGGAUUCUAUGCAUUUCUGCAUCAUUCAUACCAGGGAUGGGAAGCCUGUGGUCCUCCAGAUGUUGCUGAUGUUGCAAUUUCCACCAUCCCUGACCAGUAACCAUGCUGGCAGAAGCUGAUGGGAGCUGACUCCAACCAUUUCUGGGGGCCACAGAAUUAUAUGUUACAUCCAAUAUGCAGAGGUCAAUAUGGGACCAAGGGAGGGAGGAUCCUGUUGCCUCACCAUGUUGUUUGCCCAGUUUUGUGAAUGUGGGAGCGGCACUCUGUGGAGUUCCCUACAUUUGUGAUGAUAGCACAAAUCAAAAUUCAUUCAUUCCCUGGGUAAAAUCCUAGUGUGUUGUUGAGUCUUUACUGUGCUAUCCCAAUUGAAAACUCCCUUUCCUUCCGUUUUGCAGCCUCCAUUUUUGUGCAAUGUAA
This is a messenger RNA of Podarcis lilfordi (Lilford's wall lizard), 22064 nucleotides long. The record is from the annotation of a GenBank genome assembly. NCBI's taxonomy places the organism in Eukaryota, Metazoa, Chordata, Lepidosauria, Squamata, Lacertidae.